Messenger RNA from Saccoglossus kowalevskii, 1710 nucleotides. RefSeq names its product protein FAM151A-like. Lineage: Eukaryota; Metazoa; Hemichordata; Enteropneusta; Harrimaniidae. The record is from RefSeq and is a predicted model, not a curated record.
AAAACAUGCAACAUGCUUGUACCUCGAUCGUCUCGGCUGGAUGUCGUAGACAGCGCUCUGUUGUGAAGCUAGGUCAAGCCCCUAAUCAAAUGAACUUUGAACUCUUUGUACUAACUUUUUAUAUGGACCGCUGCUCUCUGGGAGUACUCACUUAUAAUGGCGAGUUGGGCAGGAUUUGUUCUGGUGCUGACAAGCGUCACAUUACAGGCAGAUGCACAAAGUUCGCACACAAUGGACAAUAUUCUAGAUUACUUCCCGGGUGCAGAGGGAGAUGGUUUGAACAUAGUGUGGGCACACGCUGUGAAUAGUCAAGCAGAAUUGGAUGAAGCAUUGACAGAUGAUACAAUGAUGUUAGAAGCAGACGUAAGUGCAGAAAACAACACAGGUAUCCCCAUCAUGGCACAUCCCCCAGACGUAUACAGUGAUCUUACAUUAGAAGAGUGGCUUGUCCAAUGUACAGAAACAGACAAAGGCAUGAAGAUGGAUUUCAAAGACAUUAACGUUGUCACAGACUCCAUGGAUAUCAUAAAUUUUUAUGAAGAUAGAAUUCAUCAGCCACUAUGGUUAAAUGCAGAUAUAGUGAAGGGUCCAAAUGGCGGCGAUCCAGUCCCUCCAGUUGAAUUUAUCAGCAAAAUAAAUGAUGGCUUCCCUACAGCUGUCCUAUCCCUGGGAUGGACGACAUCAUGGAUACCUUUCAAAAGUGACAUGUAUACCUGGACUAUGAUAUUCGACAACAUGUUUUACAGUUAUCCAUCUAAGCAGCCUGUGACUUUCCCCGUACGCGCUGUCUGGUCCAUUACAUCAUGGAACAAGUUUGUAUGGAUACUUGGGGUUCGGCAUGACUUCUCUAUUACAGUGUGGACAGGUAGCAAUGACAAUGUCGACGUCCAAGGGUUGGUCGAGCUCCGUAAACAUGGUGACAUAAAACGAAUUUACUACGAUCUGACCGAUGAACUAAUGCAGGAGUUUGAAGAUGCAUUGGCGCUACUUACUACGCCUGUACCGACCACUAGUGAUGGUACGUCAGAUCAGUGGGACAGCACUUUGUGGAACGUCAUAGAGUCUCAGGCAAUCGGUGACUAUGUAUACCUCAGUACAGAUAGUGUUGGACUAGUUGGUGUAGAUCGUGGGGCAUUUAUCGAAUCGAAAUACGAAUAUCAAGCAGGGACUGAGUCCUUGGAGGCAUUGGAAAUCACUGGUACAAUACAGUUUGUAUUCCGUGUUGAUGAAGACACAUAUGCAGCAGGGGACGGUGUAGAAAUAUAUAUUCGUUCCUCUGGCAUAAGUAAUUUGAAAAUGAUUGAAGACGGUCUGCGGCUGUACAUUGGACGUGAUGGUGAAGUUCGAUUAGAAUCAGUUACAUCACCCGUUGAAGGAGUAUCUGAUGCUCUUAGUCCCAGUGACUGUUACUCGUUCAAAGUGGUCGAUAAAGGCAGUAUUUCAGCAGUCCUAGCUGAUGUUCAGCCUGUGGAAUGUACAGAUGGAACAGGAAAUCUACCCACAGAAGUCGACCCAGUUAGUUUGUCAUUGGCUGCUCCUUACGAUGAGAACGAACGUUUUUUCAUCGUUAUGUCCAAAGCGGGGGAUGACAUUGAUGUCUUGUUAGAGGAUGUAAUUCUCCCACACUCAGAUGGUACGAUGACAUCACACCAUAUCCACCAAUCAGCAAUGUUCAUUUCGAUAUUUAUAUCUAUACUUCAGUUAGUCUAA